AUGCCAUUAGAAAUUUUAAAAAAUGAAGAUCAAUAAAUGAAAUAAUCAUAAUCAGAAUAAAAUAGUUAAAUAUUUAUAAACAAAUUGAAUAAGCAUGUGAGAUAUUUAUCUUAAUAACCUUAAAUUGAAACUGAUUCUUAAUUAGAACAAGAUCAGAUUUCUGAGGAAAUAGAUGAUCCAGAAUUACCAUAAAAUAAUCUUCAUUAUUAGAAUAAACAUCUUAAAUUGGACAUUUCAAGAAUUCAGAAUCAAUAGAGUGAUGUAAAAGAAUCAGCACAUUUUCAGUCAUAGAAUAGUUUAGAUCAAUUAAAAUUCAAUGAAGAAUUUUUAGACUUAUUUAAAAAGUAAAGAGAAUUAAGUUAAUUUGGAUAGUUAUGUAAAAUAUAUUAUAUUUAAUUCUUAGGUUAAAAUAAAAUCAAAGAAUAAGAAAUGUUAAUAAAGAAAAUAAUAGAUAGUAGACCAAGUAAACCACACACAGAUGUAAAAACAUUUCUAUCUCUUCUGAAAAAGCCAUAGAUUGAAGUUCAGCAAGCUAAAAUUAUAUAAUAAAAUUAAUAGCCUGUAUAUCUGAUUCUUAUUAUUUUCUUCAUUAGCUUGAUUAGUAUUUAUAUAAUUGUUUGA
Molecule: messenger RNA, 621 nt
Organism: Paramecium pentaurelia
Lineage: Eukaryota; Ciliophora; Oligohymenophorea; Peniculida; Parameciidae
Source: the annotation of a GenBank genome assembly